UGUACCCAUGGCUUCUCCGCAGGUAUGUUACCCUAGUCAAUUUACACUUGGGUCUAACUGUUACAGGGAAUGGACACUGACGGCACUAAUGAAAGAGAAGAAGUAGGAAACCUUCUUGACGUACGCGAGCUCAUCCCCUUGCUUCGAGAAGGGUUUUCAUUUACAUUUUAGCAGACGCCCACAACGAUCGCCGCAAAUACGGAUCAAGGCCAAUUAGGUUCCAUCCCCCAUGAAACCGAGGACUCUGCAAUGGAAGAUGUAGGGAUACACGCAGGACAGAGGAAUGAGGUGGUUCUCCAAAGUCGCGGUGAUAUCCAGGAACCUUCAGGGAUCCCACAUGGCGGAAAUGAAAACGCGUAUCCUUCCCGUCACUCGACGCCUGCCGUAAUUCCAUUUUCUAUCUUGAUGUAAUCUGAUAUCAUGCUAAAUUUAAGUAUCGUUACAGGACGCGCACAACUCGAUGUCGACAGAUGCGGCCUCGCAUAUGGGCGUUUCAGGGGUUGAACGUGCGGAUCGGCAGAACAUUGAUGGGAUCCAGAAUGCGGUCGUAGCAUCGCCACCACCUGGCGAUACGAUAACUCGACUGGUCAAGGAGGAUCUAGUGUUGCCCAGCUAUGACGGAUUUAAUAAUAACAUGCUGAAAAUCUGGCUUGCGCAAGGGAAGAGUGGCCCUUUCGAACAUAAGUUCAAGGUCGAUGUCACCGAGUCGGCCUUUGUGCACUUUGUAAAUUGGAAUCAACGGAAUAAAAAUGCUAGGGAAGUAGAGAAGAGCAAGUGCUUGUCUUUGUGCUGUUACAAGACGACGGACGUGGCAACUCUGAUGAAAAAGGGCGCGAAAGGGCUGGAGCUAAUGAACAGUUUGCAUCUAUCAUGGCCUCAAGCCGGAGGGUUAAAAUUGCUCGUGACAGUCAACGGACAACAAAAAAUGGUUCCUCUCGCUCCGCCUACUGUGACGACGGCUGGGUUACUGGAUCUGACGGUGUUUCUGCAAGUUGGAAGCAAUGAGUUUGUUGUUGUACAAGAGCGGUCCAUGACCGAGUACAUAUUCAUGGUGUAUGUGCAUGAUCCCACGCGAUCCCAGUUGGAGCCGGUGGUUGAAAGACGCAAGAAGGAAGAAGAGUGGAAGAUUGCAUUGGAACAUUUAUCGAGACCCCUCGAGUUGCUUCCUGGCCCGUGGGAUUGAUUUUUUUUGGUAGGACGUUCUUGGAAAUUUCUUGGAGAUGGUCGAUUUUGGCGUAUCCUCUGAGCACUUUUUGGUAAUGUUGUUGUAAAUUUUGUAUUACUAACUUAUUGAGAUGUGUAUACUGUACAAUCAUUUAAAGCGUCGUACGUAACCUUGUAUAAUCUUUGGUGCUUUCUCC
Desarmillaria tabescens is the source of this 1361-nucleotide messenger RNA. RefSeq lists its product as uncharacterized. The record is from RefSeq and is a predicted model, not a curated record. Bases 461 to 1183 code for a protein of 240 amino acids. The transcript has 4 exons. Lineage: Eukaryota; Fungi; Basidiomycota; Agaricomycetes; Agaricales; Physalacriaceae.